Dendroctonus ponderosae (mountain pine beetle) is the source of this 3799-nucleotide messenger RNA. Its product is annotated as glutamate decarboxylase-like. Gene Ontology annotation, biological process: carboxylic acid metabolic process. Gene Ontology annotation, molecular function: carboxy-lyase activity; pyridoxal phosphate binding. The record is from RefSeq and is a predicted model, not a curated record. The annotation marks the transcript as partial. Gene Ontology annotation, cellular component: cytoplasm. The transcript is spliced from 4 exons. NCBI's taxonomy places the organism in Eukaryota, Metazoa, Arthropoda, Insecta, Coleoptera, Curculionidae.
GGCGCAAUCCGUAACAUGGAACCCACAUAAACUAAUGGGGGCUCUUUUGCAAUGUUCAACAAUCCAUUUCAAAGAAGACGGCUUGCUCAUGAGUUGUAACCAGAUGGCUGCCGAUUAUCUUUUCAUGCAAGACAAGCUCUAUGAUAUCAAGUUUGAUACUGGAGAUAAAGUGAUUCAAUGCGGUCGCCACAACGACAUUUUCAAGCUGUGGUUGCAGUGGAGAGCCAAAGGAGACGAAGGAUUUGAAAAACACAUGGAUCGACUGAUGGAACUAUCUGAAUAUUUAGUGAAGAGAAUCAAGGAUCAACCUGACAAAUUCUACCUCAUUAUGGAGCCAGAAAUGGUAAAUGUCAGCUUCUGGUAUAUUCCAUCCCGACUGAGAAACAUGCCUCAUAGUAAGCAUAGAGAACAAGAACUUGGAAAGAUGUGUCCAGUUUUAAAAUCGCGAAUGAUGCAAGCUGGCACAUUAAUGGUAGGCUACCAGCCAGAUGAUCGGCGGCCUAACUUUUUCCGGAACAUCAUUUCUUCAGCGGCUGUUACUGAAAAAGAUGUCGAUUUCUUGCUGAACGAAAUGGACCGGCUUGGACACGACUUGUAAAUUGAAUCCGCCUCUACAGAGUUUCGCUAGAAUUUGUAUUCGUCAAGUUAUUCCUAUACUUUGGUGUCUAUUACAGUUUUCUCAACUUCACUUUUUCGCAUCUUGAAGGAAUACGUAGUAUAUCAAUGUUUAUUAAUAUCUCGUGCCAAAAUAUAGACAACAUCCCACUGAAUUUGUGAACAGUGGUCUUUAGUGCGAAAUUUAUGUACAGGAUGUGUUUCUAGCAAACCAACAUUACCUACCCAUUUACAGUAUUUAUGAUGCGAUUGGAUAUUCAGAAAUUUAGGUUAUUCAGUUCGAUUGAUUCAGCUUAGGGCACCAGGAUUGCUAUCACCUAUUACAAACCAAACGGUAGCGAAACGCGAACAAAAAUCAACAAUUAGCUAGUGGCUAAAAAGGCACAUAUGAAAUAUGAAAGGAAAGUAGAACGGGGAUAUAUCGAACAUUUAAAAAGUGAGGAACGCUUUCGGAUAUAUUUCAUUAUUUCUUUACUAAGUUGAGUUUUCGGUUUUACGAAGAGAAUACAUUCUUCUCAACAGCGCAUCGUUAAUAUUCGGACUGCUGCACGUUAACCAGAAGAAUUCUUGGGUAGCUGAAGUGGGAAACUAAACUAGAUUAAAUGCCUUUUUGAAAAAAACCAUUGCUUCUUGUCCGAUAAGCAAUGCAUUUCAAAUCCCCGAAAAUACAUCUUUCUAUGAGAAUAAUGUUUAGGUAUUGAAGAACUUUCCGAUAUUAUAUGUUUUUCCUUUGACUGCGUAUAAAAAUUUCGCAUAUCGAUGCAGAUUUAAAUUAAAGAAAUGUAUAAAAAUACGGCAGCUGCAAAACUCACGACAUCGUGACUAAUUGAUUAAUUAUUUACAGCUGCAUGCUAUUUACAAGCAGUUGUGUGCACACUUUACUCAAAUACGUAGUAUUUAAAUAUGUAGUAUUGGAACAAUAAAUAAAUAGUUACGCCCCAGUAUCCAUCUUCGGGUACCCUUAAAAAUAAUUACCCGAAAGCAGUAACCAACGAGUUACAAGGCGAAAACGAAACAGGCCUUUGAGUAAACAUUUUCCAAGGACCUGAAGAUAAAUUUUUAGGCCGCUACGACCUAAUUUUUUGCUUAAAAUGCGACUAUACUUGCACGUACCCCCGGUCUAUCAUUCAAAUACAGUCUGGUCUGAUUCUUAUACCGUUACUUCGAUAAUGGCUUAUAUAAAACAUUAUUACAUAUUAAAAUAGUUAUAUGUACUAUAUUUGCUUAAUAUUCUAUAAAAAAAUAUAAAAUACUUUCCUUUGCAGAGCAAAGUUUUCUAUUGUCAAUAAGGCAGUCAAUUAGUCAAUUUCUCUAUGUCGGAAUAUCGGUUAAUUAAUGAAACUAAAGGCAUUAGUCAAUUGUUAUUAUUAUCUUAGCGGAAUGUAUAGUUUAUUGAUUGAAUUAAAUUUAUUACAUGAAUUGUUUUUAAACAAGUUGGCAAAUUUUAUUAAUAAAUACGGUUUUAUGAACCAAUAGUAUCAUAUGAAAACAUAUCAAUGUAGGUGGCAGGAAAAGUCUUGAAACAUUACUGAAGAUUUUUCCAUUGCGGCCUGUUUGCAAAAUCACACGACGGUCUGAAUGGGUCAAACGUUGAAAUUUGAGCGUCAGAAUUUAAAUAAAAUAAACGGAAUUAAGUACUGAACGUAGAUACUCCAUAUCAUGUCUUAGAUCACGAUAUUAUAACACUACAAUAGAUAUACAUACCAUUGAUAUCGAAAUCUAAUGAAACCAAAAUAGCUUUUAAUAAAAAUGAUGCACUUCAGUAUUGGUUAAAUAAUUUGAAAGGUAAUUUUGCAUUAUCCGACUAUAAAAAUUACUACUAACCAUACAAAAAUUCAGUUUUAGAAAUUACGUUGUGUAAAAAUAUAAUAUCUAGAACUAUUAUAGAUAUCUAGAUGUGUAGCUGAUGCAAUAAUGUUGUAUGAUAAUUGAAAGAAUCUUUAUUUAGAAUCGUAAUCAGAAAACUAUAUUUUUCUCUAUCAUUUAUUUACUUUUAAAUGUAUUGUUAUUGUUCAAUCACACAUUGUCUAUUACGUUAUAUACUAUCAAUACAGUAUAAUAUUUUCGUGUGGUAGAAGUUCGAUUAUAUCAUGUAUCUACUCAAUAUGCUAUUCUGUGCUCAAAGUUAAGCAAAAGACCGUAUAAAUCGAGCUUCUACCGAUCACCAUAAAUAUGCGUUAUCUCUAUAUUGUAAAUAUACUCGAACCUAUGCACCUAUUGUUAACUCAGCACUUGAUGUUUGCACUAAACGUUGUAAUAUAAUAAUUGCACUUUCACUAUUAUGAAAAAAUGUUAUAGACAUAUUUUUGUUACGAAAUUAUAUAUAAAUAUCCAUUAUAAAAAAACCCCAAAACAAACUGGGAAGGUAUUGUUAUUCUCAAAACUGGGAACUGAAUCUUGAUUAGGCAUUCUAACAAAAAUAUGUCUUUCCUUUGUAUAUUGAUGUUGUUUGCAAUAUAAAUGUACCCGAAAGGAAAUAUUGCUCUUGUUUGUUGCUACUUAAGCGAAUACUUCUAAAUUUUGUCUAAAACAAGAAUGUUUAAAAUAUUGUUUAAUGCCCGAUCAAAUAGGUUUAACAAUUAUUACUGAGAAAACAAAAUCGACGAACAAACAAGUGUUAUAUUCCUCGAUCGGUGAUAGAAUUAUUGGUGUUCAAUUAGGCACUUAUAUUUGGUGCAAUGCUUAUUUAUUCUUAGUUUGUGCUGUUUUUGACAUUUAAUCAGAUGUCUUACGUAAAUAUUUAUUUUCUAUGAUUGAGAUUCAAUUCAUCAUGAUCUGAAAACAUGACUUUGUGUCUUCAUUUAAAAUUUGGUAAUUAUCCAGUAGAAAGUAUCCACUUAAAAUUCUGGUCAACUUUUAGUAAAUUAUUAAUUAACGAUUAAUAAGCCCCUCAUGCUUUUCUGCCAAUUUUAAGGCUGCGCUGCUUGCUAUCUUGCGGAAAAUUUCUUCUUUCGGUUGUUCUUAGCUGCUUACGCCAUAUUGUUAUCGUUGUGAUCGAUUACACUUUAGACUCUAAGAGAAAUGUAAAUUUACAUAUUUUAAUGUUACAUAUUAUGUAAAAAGGUAUAGAACCGAACGCAUAGUCAUCCAUACCCAAAUCCAUUACGGCUUAAUAGGCAUCGAAUUUUAAUUGGUAAAAGUGGAUGUAUAAAAGAGUAGAAAAAUAAAGUUAUAGCUGUCUUUA